This is a messenger RNA of Effrenium voratum, 3483 nucleotides long. NCBI's taxonomy places the organism in Eukaryota, Dinophyceae, Suessiales, Symbiodiniaceae. The record is from the annotation of a GenBank genome assembly.
AUGCGACGCCUUCCUGCCUUGCCAGCCCUACCUGCUCAUGUCCCAGGUCCGGGGCUUGCAGAACAAGAGCUGCCUUUGUUGGAGCCAAAGAUCACCAAAGUCCGCGUUGCUCACCGUGGCACUGGUGGCCAGCUUUCACAGCAAGGGCAGGCAAUGCUUGCGAGACUAGCAGACACCUUUGAAGGGCACGUGCCAGAAGUGUGUCGCAUAUUGGGCUGGACAGUCAGACUUGGCAUGAACGGGUUUCUGGCAAAGGCGACCGGUCUUUCCCGUGGCUGUGUGGAGAAGCGUCAGGCCGAGAGCCGUCGCCAGCAAGGUGUCCCGAAACCUUUUACAAACCGCGCAGGCCGGAAGAGGAAGUGGAAGGAGCCUGACAGCCCAAUCGAGGCCACCUUGCCAGAAGAAGUGGACCCCUUGGCGCCAGAUGCUGGCUCCGCUGACUCAACACCAAUGGCUAGCACCAGCUUCAGUGGCAUUUUGGAUUCGAAGUCGCAUGCCAAUCAGCGAUGCCCUUACAAGGGGCUCCAUGUUGUGGGGCCAGACGACCAAGAGAGGCUUGUAGGCCUCAGGCUUACGAGCUUAGCCCUUUGCCUCAAUUCCCAGGGCUCUGUGCACACAUACACAGAAGUAUUGAGCAUGCUAGACGCAUCUCUGCCUGGUGAGUUCGGCCAGAUACAGCAUUCUGAGAGAUUCGCGAAAGGGAUCGUGGCAGAAGCUGUCAAGGCUACUCGCAUUUUUGUGGCGCACAAUUUGAACCAGAACUUGAAGGCGCUGAGGCUGCCGUCAGACCUGGCCUUUACCGUUGAUGGUGCAACAUUGAAAAACGGCGAAUCGCUGCAAAUCCAGAUGGUGUACGCGAAUUGUGGCUCUCCAGUAGUGUCACUGCUUGAUGCCACCCCGCUCCAAACGACCGAGCCGCCUCUGCCACCAAAGGACGUGGCCAGCAGAGAUACACCAAAAGAGGAUGCUCUCCUAGCCACCCUUCUGGAGCCAGACAAGAGGGCCAGACAUCGCCCUACGGCCCCGCCGCUCUUGGACUUGCAUUCGGGAGCCCGGCUUGUUGACAACUUACUGGCCACAACCGAGAAGUUUGGCAUGACAUUGCCAGAGCUGCAGCUGAGGUUUGCCGUUUUUGCCGGCGAUGGCUUGCUGGAAGGGCCGUUCAACACCUGCCAACCUGGAUGCGGAAAUCUUCUGGCCAGAAGAUUGUCUUUGGAGCAACGCAGCAGCUUGUGCGAGUGGGGCUCGCUGGACUGGUUUCACGCUUGCGAGAAAAGUGGCGCUCACAGUGACGCGCAAGAGAAAUCGAAGAGCAAGGCGAGCCCUGGCUUUUUACGUCAGAUGGAAGCUGUUGCCUUGAAGGCAAGGAGGCUGUUUCAACUCGGGCAGGGCAAGAUUGUCAUUCGAAACCUCUUCCAGAACUUGCCGGUUCUGCACAGCGGCGCGAUUUUCUGCCAGACAGAGGCCAUCGAAAACACCCGCCGGAAAGCCAAAAACCCUAGCAAGAUUUGUGGCCUGAAGACUGCGGACGCCAAGGAGGCGCGCCAGUUCGGGCGUGACCUGCUAGACGCCCCAAUGCUCAUUUUCUGCUCUUUUCAUUAUGAGCACAGGCGUCAGAACUUGCUAGCUGUUGCUGCCCACGGUCAGAGCAGCGCCAUGCCCAACAAUGUGAAGUUUACUCUGGCAGUGGAGGCCCUCCUCGCCAUGUCCGAAGACAGAGUUACUUUUGCAGCUUUACAGAACGCAGUGUGGUUUUGGAGCCGGCUGGAGUCUUUCCUGAUUGCAGACAACACGGACAGGUGGGCCGCGCGUUACUUCCAGCAGUGCAUCACGCAGUUCAGUGGCUGGAUGGUUGUCAGACUGGCGUGGAGACGAUACCCGCGGUCAGUCAGACUUCUGACUGAGCUCAUGUUUUACCGGACUGUUCAAGGAGUCUCCUUGGGUAUUCGCCCACAUGAACGUUGGCCGCUGUCGGAGCCCGGAGCACCGCCCAAGCACAAGACGAAGGCAGAAACACGCACCUACAUUUGCAAGACAGCCGUUGCCGCGCUGGAAAGAGUGAAGCAGUGGGCCAAGCAAGAGGCGCAUUUCUUUCGAUGUCGCUGCUUGUGGCCAGACGCCAAUAUGCCAAAAUGGUUCUUGACACAUAAAGGCAUGCACAGACAAAAGGAUCCUGAGAGUGAUGCCGGCCCGGAGUUGGACUGCCCGGGGUCAGACUCCUCUGAGACUGAAGACAGCAGCUCCUCCGACUCCGACAACUCCUCAUCAAGCGAAUCAGGCACGGAGGAGGCGAAGGGAGCAAGCUCUUCUGGCGAGGUGAAAAAGCUGCAAGAGCUGGAGCUGAAAGUUGAUAAGUGGGCGCAAGACCCUGGCGUGCAGCAGCUUGCUGCAGGGUCUUCGCGCGCGCUCUUCGCUUUUCCAUCCAUGCCAGAGGUGUCAGACGGGCCUGCUAGGAGAGGCGAAGCCAAUUCUCUAAGGCGAGUUGGGCAAAAGGUUGUCAUUGCCAGCAGCCAGGCCUCGGACCGCCGUCUAUGGCAAAACAUGAUUGCCGGCAACACCUGCUAUGUCGCGAAAGGUCAGUCUUUGAAGCCAGGUCAGAGGAGCCAGCUCUCCAGUUGCGCUGCGUACUUGUUCCUGGCCAGACAACUUCUGCAUGGUCUGCAGACACACGACGAGCUGUGGAAGACUGCCCUGCGCGAACUUGCCAGAGCCUUCGGACCAUACCUUUGGGGUCUUCAGCCAGGCGCUGUGCGACAUUUGGUGAAUCCGCCAGAGGAGAUGUUUGCACAGCCAUCUGAGCCAGAGCUGCAGGAGCAGUUCCUUGUGUUUCGCAAUGUGGCCGUCCGGAUUUCGAGCGCCGCCUGUGCGGCGGAGAAGUUCCAGAAGUCAGAGGUUCUCAAAUGGGAUGAGCAUCUGCAUAGUCUGAUCGUGCAGCAGAGUUACACGCAAGCCAGACAUUACUGGCAUGUGCUGAGGCUUUUUCACAGAUUGCACGUGUGGGGCUUUGCGUCAGAAGCAAUCUGCGAAUCAGCGGUUUCCAUCAUGCGCUACCUGGAGAAGAAGCACUCUGUCGGACGACCUCUGCGGACCGCUCCCUUGGUGGAGGCAGCGCUGCUUCGCUUCUACGGGGUGGACGGUCGGCCUGAGUCGUGGCCUUUCUUGCUGAAGGUCCUGUCAGAAUACUUCCGGAAGCGAGGCAAAGGGCAGCUGCGCUUCUUUGUCUCCCGCCGGACAACGGCGGCGCGCUCUGGUCUCGGGCCGAGCGCAGUGCUGCACAGGCACCGUCAGAAGGCGGAGUCCAUGACCAAGUCAUGGAUGAUGUCUCCAGUUGCAGUCAGGCCUUCCAAGCUGCUGUCCAAGGACGCUCUGAAAGCUUUGCGCCAGACUGAUGCCAGAGAGCCUGAUGACUUCUACGCUGCAUUGUGGGAUUGUGUUUUGCCGGCGUUGGCCAGCGCAGGAGUCAGAGUGGAGUUUGACGAGUGA